UUCUCCGUCGUUCGCUCGUCGUAUGAUCUGUCACAAGCUGGAGCAAAAAACGGGGCGCGUUUGCGUUUUACUUACUACUAGUACUAAGUCUUAGUGUAGCUCAGCCAACCGAGACGGGAGUGACUUUUUUCACUCGUACCGGUCACGUCGGAUUAUAUAGUCUAUGAUCUAAUCUGCGGACUAGAGAGCGCUCCGCGCCGCCGGUUUCGCCGGGGAGGCGCCUUCCCAGCGCUGCCCCCCCUUCCCCUCCCUGUGUCCGGAACGACGGGCUCUGGAGUGUCGCCGCACGCGACUCGAUCGGCUCGGCUCGGCUCGGCUCGGCUCCUCCCCACCUGCUCCCAUGAUAUAAACUGCCUUCGUCUCCGCCAACCUGCCAGGCAGGUACACGGUCGGUGCCCGGCGUCCUUGCUGCUGCGAUGGCUGAGCGGCGAACGACUGUGGACGAUGUUGAGCCCCACACCGAAGAGGUGCUCACGGAGGAGGUGUGCCAUGAGUCUGAUCUGCAGGAGGGACAGAUGAUGGAAGUGGAGGUUGGGCAACACAAAGUCCUCUUGGUGCGCAGUGGUGGGGUGUACAGCGCUAUAGGAAACAGCUGCACACACUAUGGUGCUCCGCUCAGCAAAGGGGCACUUUCUGGAGGCAGAGUGCGCUGCCCCUGGCACGGGGCCUGCUUCAACGUCAAGACUGGUGAUAUAGAGGAGUAUCCUGGCCUGGACUGUGUAGCACAUCACAAGGUAACAAUUGAGAACAAUAAAGUGUAUGUAUCUGCAAAGAUAAAGUCGCUGAAGCAGCCCAAACGGGUGAAGGCGAUGGGCCGCAGAGUACCAGCAAUAACCCACACAGUGCUGCUGGUGGGAGGAGGACCUGCUGCUUUGGUCUGUGCUGAGACCCUUCGCCAGGAAAACUAUGGAGGCAGAAUCAUCAUGAUAACCAAAGAUGACUUACCGCCUUACGACAGGACCAAGCUGAGCAAGGCAAUGAAUACAGAAAAUGACAGUAUCCUCCUUCGACGGAUGGAGUUUUUCCAUGAGUAUGACAUUGAGGUGUGGAUGAACAAAGAGGUCAAAUUUGUGAACACAGACAAGAAGACAGUGAUGCUGAAUGACAGCUCUCAGCAUCACUAUGACCAGUUGUUAAUUGCCACAGGCAGCAGGGCCCGGGACCUAGAGUGCCCCGGCGCCGACUUGGAGAACGUGACCUUGCUGCGUGUUCCUGAGGAUGCCAGAAAAAUCCACCACGGCAGCAUAAACUGCAGAGCGGUCAUCAUCGGGUCUUCCUUUAUAGGUAUGGAGGUGGCAUCCUACCUGGCAGAUAAAGCUGCCAGUGUCACAGUAAUUGGUAGUAGUAAGUUCCCUUAUGAAAGAAUACUGGGCCCAGAAGUUGGGAUGAUUACCAUGCAGAUCUUGCAAGAGAAGAAAGUAAAGUUCUACAUGAAAGACUGUGUCACUGAGAUCAAGGGAGAAAAUGGAAAGGUUAAAGAGGUCAUUCUAAAAAGUGGUGUAGUCCUGCCAGCUGACAUUGUGAUUGCAGGAAUAGGAGUAAUCCCGAAUUCUGAGUUCCUGUUUGGGAGCUCUGUAAAUCUGGACUCCAGGAACAUGGUCAUUGUAGACAAGUUCAUGAAGACCAACGUCCCAGAUGUCUUCUCUGCUGGAGAUGUUACAUCCUUCCCCUUGGCUGCCUAUGAGAACCAGAGAGUUAGUCUGGGCCACUGGCAUCUGGCACAAACUCAAGGAAGAGUGGCAGCCUUAAACAUGCUGAACAAACCAGCAGAAAUGAAAUCUGUUCCUUUCUACUGGACUGUUUUGGCAGGGAAGAGCAUCAGAUAUGCAGGUUAUGGGGAAGGAUAUACUCAAGUUAUACUGAAAGGCAAAGUGGAGGAAUUGAAGUUUCUUGCAUUUUAUGUCAAGGACGAUGAAGUGGUGGCUGCAGCCAGCUUGAACUCUGACCCCGCAGUUUCCCAGUUUGCAGAAAGGAUCGCAGCAGGGAAGCAAACCACCAAGGAGCAAGCUGAAUCUGAAGACCUCAGCUGGCUUAAACUACCAUGAUUCCUGCUGUCGUGGGGAAAUGGCUGUGCUUCAUCCCAAAGUACAGAGGCUGUCUCCAUUCAGAUGCAUUUGUAUGACCUACAUUUGUAUCAUUUUGGAUCAUGGAAUUAAUAGUAUGACACACUUAAUAUGAUUUAUCUUUCAUCUCUAAGACUUCUAAAUUCAGUCUUGCGUACAUAGAACGUGUAAAAGUACUAUAGAUUUUUUUU
Molecule: messenger RNA, 2254 nt
Organism: Scleropages formosus (Asian bonytongue)
Lineage: Eukaryota; Metazoa; Chordata; Actinopteri; Osteoglossiformes; Osteoglossidae
Gene: aifm4
Product: apoptosis inducing factor mitochondria associated 4
Exons: 19
Coding region: 417-2045 (542 amino acids)
Cellular component (GO): cytoplasm
Molecular function (GO): oxidoreductase activity, acting on NAD(P)H; 2 iron, 2 sulfur cluster binding
Source: RefSeq, a predicted model, not a curated record